Molecule: messenger RNA, 237 nt
Organism: Monoraphidium neglectum
Lineage: Eukaryota; Viridiplantae; Chlorophyta; Chlorophyceae; Sphaeropleales; Selenastraceae
Exons: 2
Coding region: 1-237 (78 amino acids)
Biological process (GO): translation
Cellular component (GO): mitochondrial large ribosomal subunit
Molecular function (GO): structural constituent of ribosome
Source: RefSeq, a predicted model, not a curated record
AUGUACAAAGGGAAGGGCGCGAUGAAGACGGGCGUUCACACAAAGCACGGCGGCUUUCAAGUGAUGGCCUCCAUGCUGCCGCACUACCUGGUGCCGGACCUGGAGGGCUUUGACCUGAAGCCCUACGUCGCAAACUACUCUGAGCAGAGGCACCGCGGCCGCAGCCAAGGGGACGCGGCAGCGCAGCAGCAGGCAGAGGGGCAGAAGCAGCGCGACGGCGGCAGUAUUGCGCCCUAG